CACUGACUGUCAAUGAUGAAAAAGCAGAACUUUACAGAAAAACACACAUUUAUUUUAGAUCAUGUAGUUUUUAUGUUGUUGCUCAUUUAUUCGGAUUCAACUAUAACUAGAAGUUAUACAGCACAUAACUACUGACGGUUUAUACUUAAAGCUAUAUAAAGACAUGUGUUACACGAAUGUGGAGAGUGUAUUUGCGAGUGUAUCUGUUAUUUCCUCAUUGACAGGCUAAACUUGAUGCAGGAUUCGUUCUUCUUAGUACUCAUCGCUUACUCUGGAGAGACCAAAAGAACUAUGAAUGUUGUAUAUGCAUACUCUUGUGACAGAUCAUAUUCUUUGAGGAGCAAGCAGCAGGCAUCGGAAAGAGUGCCAAGAUUGUCAUUCACCUGCACCCUGCCUCAGAAAACAAGGAACCAGUCCCUUACCAGCAAAGCAAGUACUCCUAUAUAAAGCUGUAUUUAAGGAGCAUGGGGAGAUUGAGUUUUACAGAUGUCUAACAGAGGAGAUGACUACAGAAACGAUGGGUGAACACACCUUUGUCACUGCCGAUCCCCACAGGAACUGGACCCAAGGCAGGAAAGACGUGUGUAGUGGGGAUUGUGGGGAUUGCAGGAGGAGAAAAGGAAAGAGACGGAUAAAAACAUUUCAGAGGUAAGAACACAAAUUAAAAUGGGCCAGAAUACAGAAAUAAAUAGUAGUCAUUGUAGUGGUAGUCAUAUCUAACCUACAGAGCACUGGGAUUGUAGCCAUAUGACUGCAUGUUUGAGAUAAAUGUUGAAAGGUUUCAGGAACACAGUGGUCACAAUUGCGCUAUGGGACCAUGGCCCCCUUCUGAUUGGCCCUUGAUGUUGAAAGAAAGUGGUGCCUUGCUUUUAAUGCUGAAUGACCUCAUGGCUCUGAUUAGGCUUCCUGGCACAGCUAUAAUGGGAGAUUAAUAGAGAGUGCACAGCGGGGCACCCAGAGUACAGUGGGAUAUCCUGUUAGGUGUGGAUACACCGAGUGAUUUACAGGUGAUUUCAGCCCUUGAUAAAAAGGUAAUAGAAAGUGCUUAAAGUGUUGUGUGCUGAUUUGAUGAAGAGUUUGGAUGAUCCUGCAUUCUUACUUUCCUGUAUUUGUUUAUCACAUCUUUUUGCAGGCUUUUGAGGAUCUCAGCAAACUAAUGGAAAAGGAACGUGGAGGUAUGAUGGCCCUCACUGAAGUGUACUGUCUGGCGAACAGAGCACGAGGAAUGGAGGUUGCGAGUGUUUGACAGUGGGGUAAAGGUUGUUCAACUCCAGUCUCACAGUGAGGAGGAAAUGAUUGCCUCAGCAUUAGAUAAUGACAGAUUGAAUAAUAGUGGAGUGAGGUUAUGUGGACAAACAAAGAUAAGAGGCUGCAGAUGUCGGCAUGGAAAACGGUCUCCCUACAGCGACCCCAUUUUUGUUGCUUUUCCUGAUCGGAUUUGCUAUGGCUGGCAUGCAUCUAUGGCCUUCAGUGCACAUUGCCUUGAGCAAUGCCAGUGUAUUUGUGGAUUACAGCACUGUCAGCAACCUCACUGACCACAGACUGACUGUAUCAUUGAUUGACAUUGACAGGAACAUUACAGUACUCACCAGGCCACUUCCAUUUAACCAAUCAGAAGGGUCACUGGAGUUCAACUGCUCCUGCUUCCUGUAUGCAGGUAACUUCAGAUUCAAACUGGAGCAGAUUAACAAGGUUGACAUGUCUAACCAGUCUGCCAUCUUGUGGUGUAGCCCAGUUUUGCAUGUGUACUGGCCCACCUUUCACCUGGCUGUGGAUCGUGGCAGCAACAACCGGAGCUUUAAUGACUUCAGGAUUGGUGUGUACACUAGUGACCACUUCCAUCCUUGUCCUAGUAGCAAAGCUUCAUCUCUAUACCUUGAUGUCAGCUACCUGGAACAAAUGCAUAUUGGGAGGAACACCAUUGACAAGUUGCAAAGCCGGAAAAGAUACGUUGUUAAAGUAGUUAGGUCACAGCAUGUGGAGUUGACUUGUGUAUCCCCUCUAACAGAGCAUGGAUUCAUCCAGAUUUCUAUAAAAUCGCCCCACAUCCAGCAAGACAUCAAAUCUUCUGGUCCUCUCUACCUGUCCAGCAUCUUUCCCUACAAACUUCUUGUAGAUAACAUCUACAAAAGUGGCUGUGAGGGAGCCGUGUCAGUCCAUCAAAUCGCUCCUCCCUGUACAGUUACAAAUGGAAAAGUUCUGCUUUAUAAGAAUGAGAGUAAGGAGAAGGCUGCUCCCUCUCAUCUGGCCUUUAACUUCCUCACUCAAGGGGAGAAUGAGACUGAGUUUAACUGCUCCAUCUUUGAUCUUGGCAGGAAUAAGUACUGCUUUCAUUUCACUCUCGUCUACAGUCAGGCCAGUUUAACACACACCUGUGUUAUUGUGCAAAGGAAUUCAAGAAUGUGGGGUUCAUGGCAGCCAUGGAGUGGUUGCAGUGUGACAUGUGGUGAAGGGGUUAGAGAGCGUGUACGUGAGUGUCUACUGCCCUCUGGUGGUGGGAUGCAGUGCACUGGCAUGGUUAGGGAGCAAUCGCACUGUUCGCUGGAAGACUGCACUGGGGAGAUUCCCCCCCUAUCAGUCACCCCUCCCCCAGCUGUGAGCUCUCCCCUAGCUGGGAAUCUAGUAGUAGUGGCAGGGAUCUCCCUGUGCCUGGCUGUGAUCCUGGCCACCAUCUUAAUAACUGUGUGGAGAAAACUCUGCCAUGCUCCUAAGUGCAGCUCCAUGCGGCAUAGCUCAGUUCACUCUCCCAGUGGCCGGAAAAACUCUGAGGCUUCUAUUUGUGGUCACAGCACGCAGAGACCCAGUUUCUCCGAGAGUUUGCAAGCAGCUCCCCUACAAAAAGGGCUUACCUUGCCUGCCAUGCAAGGGCAGUCUGACAAAGGUGUGCUUGCUCAACAGCAGAGGUGUGCUCUGCCUCUCCCCCUUCCUCAAGACCCGGAGAGAACGUCUCCUUCUGGGCAAAAGUUUGUUCCCCCUAUUUUUGGCUAUCGCUUGGCUCAACAGCAGCUCAAGGAGAUGAAGAAGAAGGGGUUGAAAGAAGCCACUCAAGUCUAUCAUGUUUCCCAGAGUCCAGUUGAUGACACCUUGCUGGAAGCCACAGCUUCAAACCCUGCAGGUCUAACUCCAGUGCCUCAGGAAGUUGACAGCCUAGAAGAAGCUAACAGCAGACAAUUUUGCAUAAAGUCUCCUUUCCUCGAUCCUAUGUGGCCUCCAAAAAUCUUGGACAGUUUAUCAGAUAGGCACAAGGUGGACAUGUUGCUGGGUCCCCAAAAGUCUGUUUUCAGUGCCAACGUCCCCCAUCUUGAGCGCACAGCCGAUUGGAUGGAGAUGGGGACCUACUCGAAGAAUCCAAAUUUCAGGAGGACAUCAAGCUUCCAUGAGAACAACCAGCAACAGUUGCCUGCAUUGCGACUCUUCAGAGAGAGGAGUAUGACUAGAGUGACUCCUCGGCAGCUUCCAGAGGGGAGCUGUAGAAACCAAACCUGGGAGCAGACACUUCCCGAACUUGAGGUCUGGUCCUGCUACAAACAUAGAAUAAUUGAUGGCUCAGGUGACCGUAGGAGGAUGCCAUGGGUGGACACUCCCCCAUCUCAGUCAAACUCAAAAGAUAAUAUUUUAGCAGUUCUUAAUUCAGCUCCAGUGACACCCACUAAAGAUCCCCUAGUGGAUCAUCAAAGGCUGGCUCGGAGCCCUUCUUCCGCAGUGGAGAGAGCAGAAAGGGCUGAAAAGAACUGGAGCAGAAGAGGCCCCUCUCCUAUCCAGAGGAACAUACUUGCCAGAAAGCUACGAGAGGCUAACUCAUCUACCUGCCAAAGGCAACGCAGUUCCACAUUCUCUACCUCAGAACAGUUCAGGGGGCGCUGUCACAGCCUUCCUCUCUCUGCGGAAUACAGCAGCUCCCCCUAUAGUCUUACUAAGUCAGAGCAGCACAUGAUGGACAUUUCUGGAUACUUGGGCCAGGAAGAUUGAGUAGAGGUUAUAAAUAUUCAAAGACUCACCUGAUUGAGUCCUAGUUUUUUCGUAGAUUUCAAACUCUGCUGAUGCAAACCUUUCAAAAUAAA
Messenger RNA from Xyrauchen texanus (razorback sucker), 4061 nucleotides. RefSeq names its product thrombospondin type-1 domain-containing protein 1-like. The coding region runs from base 1384 to 3969 and encodes 861 amino acids. The record is from RefSeq and is a predicted model, not a curated record. NCBI's taxonomy places the organism in Eukaryota, Metazoa, Chordata, Actinopteri, Cypriniformes, Catostomidae. Gene Ontology annotation, cellular component: cell periphery. The transcript is spliced from 11 exons.